AUGAAUGGGAAAGGCAAGAUCAGCAAAUGGAGGCAGGCAGGGGAAAGGAUUUCUCAGUUACACAGCAGAUCUUUGGCAGCUGCUUUUCCUCAUCGAUUGAAUCUCUUUUACCUGGCCAAUGAUGUCAUACAGAACUGUAAAAGAAAAAAUGCAAUUGUAUUUCGAGAUACUUUUGCAGAAGUGCUUCCUGAAGCAGCCUCAUUAGUGAAGGAUCCAUCAGUCUCUAAAUCUAUAGAAAGAAUCUUUAAAAUCUGGGAAGACCGAAAUGUGUACCCUGAGGAAACCAUUUUGGCUCUAAAAGAAGCUUUAAGUACCACUUUCAAAAGUCAGAAGCAGCUGAAAGAAACUCUGAACAAACAACCGAAUAAGCCGUGGAAGAAAUCUCAAACGGCCACAAAUCCAAAGGCUGCCCUGAAGUCUAAGAUUGUUGCAGAAUUCAGACCACAGUCCCUCAUUGAUGAGUUGCUGUUAUAUAAACGCUCAGAAGACCAGAUAGAAUUGAAAGAGAAGCAGCUUUCCACCAUGAGAGUGGAUGUUUGCAGCACUGAAACACUGAAAUGUUUAAAAGACAAAACAGGAGGAAAAAAGUUCUCUAAGGAAUUUGAAGAAGCAAGUUCAAAGCUUGAAGAAUUUGUAAAUGGUUUGGAUAAACAAGUGAAAAAUGGUCCUUCGCUAACUGAAGCACUUGAGAACGCUGGUAUAUUUUAUGAAGCGCAGUAUAAGGAAGUCAAAGUGGUUGCAAAUGCUUAUAAAACCUUUGCCAACAGAGUGAGCAAUCUAAAGAAAAAACUAGAUCAAUUGAAAGCAACUCUUCCUGAUCCUGAAGAGUCUCCUGUCCCUUCUCCAAGUAUGGAUGCCCCAUCUCCAACAGGGUCUGAGUCCCCUUUCCAGGGAAUGGGAGAAGAGGAUGACUCUCGGUCUCCAGCAAUAGGAAGCCGCAAGGCUGGAUCUCCAGAACCUGUGACAGAUAAUCGGGAUGUGGAGGACAUGGAACUGUCCGAUGUGGAAGACGACACGUCAAAAAUUAUUGUGGAGGAGAGGAAGGAAAAACAAGUUGUUCCUCCUCCAACACCUGCCAAGACUGAAAGUGUCCCAAAAGUGACACCAUCCACUACCACUGUAGUGGCAAGCACUGUGACCGUGACAACACCUGCUCAGACUCCACCAACUCCUCCCACUCCGAAGGCAGUGAACACCACUCCCCCGUCACCAGCACUUGCGUUGCCAAACCUUGCCAAUGUCGAUCUGGCAAAGAUCAGCUCCAUUCUCAGCAGUUUAACAUCCGUUAUGAAAAAUACAGGGGUCAGCCCCGCAUCAAGACCUUCCCCAGGAACCCCAACCAGCCCAACAACUCUUACCAGUGGCCUGAAGACAUCUGUUGUGGGGACUCCAUCUGCUCCUCCAAAUCCAUUAGCAAACAUCCUCUCCAAAGUUGAAAUAACUCCUGAAAGCAUUUUGUCAGCUCUCUCCAAAACCCAGACCCAAACUGCACCAGCAUUGCAAGGUUUAUCAUCUUUACUUCAAAGUGUUGCUGGAAAUACAGCUCAGUCAAGUGAAACUGCAUCUCAGAGCAGCACUUCAGCAUCACCAGCCAACACGACUGUCCCUUGUGUCAAGGGGAGGAAUAUUCCUUCCAAUACCCAGUCUUAUAUGUCCAAAACUUUUGGUUAUUCUCCAAAUUCUUCUACUGCUGAGGUUUCCUCUACUUCUGUCAAUAAGGCUCCUAUUGGACAUACCCCUGGGCUUUCAAGUUCUAGUUUUAAGCCACCAGCAAAUUCCCUAGGAUUUGCCAGUUCCCAUUCUACCAGUCCUUCCCUUUUACCUACAGAAACUUCAAUGAGUCAGUCCUCUGAGAUUUCAAAGACAAAGCUGGAGUCAGAACCACCUUCUCCAAGCCUGGAAAUGAAGAUACACAAUUUCCUAAAGGGAAACCCUGGCUUCAGUGGUCUAAAUUUGAAUAUUCCAAUUCUAAGCAGUUUAGGGUCCAACAUCACAUCAGAAAGCCAUUCAUCUGACUUUCAGCGUGGUCCUACCAGCACCUCUAUGGAUAAUGUGGAUGGGACACCAGUCCGUGACGAGCGAAGUGGAACACCUACCCAAGACGAGAUGAUGGACAAGCCGACAUCAAGCAAUGUUGAUACCAUGUCUUUAUUAUCCAAGAUCAUAAGUCCUGGGUCUUCUACUCCCAGUAGCACCAGGUCACCUCAGAGCAGAGAUGAUGGCUACUCCCAGGAACUCUCUAAUUCAGUGCCUGCCUAUAGGUCUUAUACUCUAGGCAGGGACUCUCCAGCCAGCAUGUAUAAACAGUCCUCAGAUAGUAUGGAAAUACCUUCUUCUUUAAUGGACUCCUCUCAGGAGAAGUUUUAUCCAGACACAUCUUUUCAGGAGGAUGAAGAUUAUCGUGACUUUGAUUAUUCUGGUCCACCACCGUCUGCCAUGUUGAACCUCGAGAAGAAGCCUGCAAAAUCUAUUUUGAAGUCCAGUAAGCUUUCUGAGGCAUCAGAAUACCAGCCAGUUCUGUCUAGUUACAGUCAAAGAGCCCAAGACUUUAGCGUAAAGUCCUCUUUUCCUCAGUCCAUGAGGUCUAUUCUUGAUCAGGGUGAGAGCUGUGACCCACUGUCGUCUUCUCCGGGAAUGUAUGGAGGUUACGGCCUGAGGGGAAAUGACUCCACAUCCGAUGGCUCCCCUUCACCUAGUAAGAAUGAUGUGUUCUUUGCUCCAGACUCCAAUCAUAAUAACUUGUCAAAAUCUGUGGUACAUUCUGGCUUGUCACAGAAACAGUAUCCAGACUCUUCUCACUCAAUUCCCCACCGAUCACUUUUUUCUUCCCAAAACACACUCUCAAACCCUGGCAGUAGACCCCCGACGUCAAGUGUGGAGAAAUCUUUAGGUUCUUCCAUUUCUGCUACUUCAACCAUUGAGUUCAAGAACAUGCUUAAAAAUGCAUCCCGCAAGCCCUCGGAGGAAAAACAUUUUAGCCAGGUCCCUAAAGGUAGCUCAAAUGAAGGAGUUAGCUUGUCUAGUCUCGGGCAGACUGGAAUCUCUACAGGAGAGCAGCAACAGCAGGAAGAGCAUUACCGUAUAGAAACUAGGGUGUCAUCAUCUUGCUUAGAUUUGCCUGAUAGCACUGAAGAAAAAGGAGCCCCCAUUGAAACCCUGGGUUACCAUAAUGCGUCCAAUAGGGGGAUGUCAGGAGAGCCAAUUCAGACGGUAGAAUCUAUAAGAGUUCUUGGGAAAGGAAAUAGAGGACAUGGACGAGAGGCCAGUAGAGUAGGCUGGUUUGAGCUGAGCAAUACAGGUAGCGCUUUUGAUAACGGGCCUUCAAGUGCUACCGAGCUGCCCAGCAUGGGCACAGGCAGUGGGAUCUCCAGCUUUCAAACAUCGUACAAAGAUCACGUGCCGCAGUUCCAGGAGAGCGUCAACAAUUUCAGAACCAAUAACUUCAGCACCACUUUUGAGCAUCAUCUCCCACCUCCUAUUGCGCCGCCCCCCAUCGAGCAUGGGACUCCUUUUCCGAGGGAACAAGUCGGCCCGCCCACUGGGCCCCCGUCUGCUCCUCCCAAGGAUCAUGGAAGCCUUUUUCCUAGGGAUCACUCGGUUCCUCCCCACAUGCCAUCAGUGGAUCACACUAAUCCUUUCUCAAAAGAAACCUCCUCUCCACUUCCCUUGCCUCAUGGGGUCCCCCCUCCUUCUUCUGUGGAACAUAGCGGGGUUCCAUUUCCCACUCCUCCUCCUGCCCCCACUGUCCCCGUGGAACACACUGGCGUCCCAUUCGCCACUCCACCACCGUCAGGGGAACACGGCAGUGUCCCAUUCCCUGCCCCCACCCUCCCCGUGGAACACGGUGGCGUCACCUUUCCCAAGGAUCACGGUACUAUUCAUCAGGGGACGAUGAAAGAGCAUUUUAAUGUGCAUUCAGGACCAAGGGACCACGUGGCCUCAUCUCAGCGAGACCACAGCGGUCCAUCUCUUGGUCGGGUUCGAGAAAGCGUAGGCCUAACCUCCAUCUCGAGAGAGCAGCUCGGGGCACCCCGUAGCGUUGCUCCCAUCGGCCCAGCUCACAGAGACAACGUAAACCGAAGCGGCAUAAUAGCUAGGAAUCCGCGACCAGACCUUAGGCCUAGGGAACCUUUCAUUAACAGAGACCCAUUUCACAGCUUAAAGAGGCCUCGGCCACCUUUUGUAAGGGGCUCUCCAUUCUUUGCACCAAAACGCCCAUUCUUUCCUCCCAGGUACUGAAAAAAGACGCGUGUCUCUAAGCAAAGGCAUUUGGGACGUUCUAGAGAGCAGUGGAAGUAGCCCUUUCACUUUUGUGGGUUUGUUUUUUUCUUUUUGUUGUUUGUUUUUUGGGUUUUUUCCUCCCCCUCCUUAGCGAGCCCCGUAACAUUUUUCUAAAUUAAAUGUUCUGUAUCUUUGGUUGUUUAUUUUUUAAGCCAUCCAGUUGGCAUAAGUAUAGAAAAAUGUUUUAACAAAAAAGAAAAAAAAAUUCCACAGAGUAUUGCCAUUGAAAUAAAACUUCCAGUAGUAGUAAAACAUGA
Alligator sinensis (Chinese alligator) is the source of this 4538-nucleotide messenger RNA. RefSeq names its product regulation of nuclear pre-mRNA domain containing 2 (gene RPRD2). NCBI's taxonomy places the organism in Eukaryota, Metazoa, Chordata, Crocodylia, Alligatoridae. Gene Ontology annotation, cellular component: RNA polymerase II, holoenzyme. Bases 1 to 4239 code for a protein of 1412 amino acids. Gene Ontology annotation, biological process: mRNA 3'-end processing. The transcript is spliced from 12 exons. The record is from RefSeq and is a predicted model, not a curated record. Gene Ontology annotation, molecular function: RNA polymerase II complex binding.